UAUCUUUUCCGUCGCCAUAGCCCGUUUCCUCCAGAGCCCAUCGUACCUGCGCUAGGAGGUCGUUGUAAUCGCUCAAACCCCUCCCCUCUUUGCACUACACAGACACCGCUCUGAUCCUGGAAAUGCUGUCAUGGCGCCUAGAUUCCAGGUGAAGUCUAACAUGAAGAGCCUGGAGCAUGAGUUGCAUUGUCCCGUGUGUAAGGAAAUAGUCAAACAGCCUGUGGUCCUGCCGUGCCUGCACAGCGUCUGUCUCUUGUGUGCCUCCGAGGUCUUGGUAGCAAAUGGAUACCCGCCUCCAGAGCUUCCACCAGAACCCAACUCACCAGCCUCCACACCCAACACUCGUUCACCUCGUCAGGCACGCAGGCCCACACCUAAAAAUGAACAACGGCCCAUCGACCGCGUGCUGCGUUCAGGUCCACACCCCCCUUCACCAUCCAUGCCACGGUCUCCCGGUUAUGGGACGUACCCAGGUAGACGCCGUAAGGAAGGUCCACCCUUGGUGAUGAUGUUCCCCUGUAUCCCCUGCGGCAGAGAUGUUGAGCUGGGAGAGAAAGGCCUUACUGACUGUCUGCGCAACCUCACCUUGGAGCGUAUAGUGGAGAGGUACAGACACACGGUGAGUCUGGGCAGUGUGGCUGUGAUGUGCCAAUUCUGUAAGCCGCCUCAAACUCUGGAAGCCACCAAGGGCUGUGCUGACUGCAGGUCUAAUUUCUGCAACGAGUGUUUCAAACUCUAUCACCCAUGGGGAACGCCACGGGCGCAGCAUGAGCACAUCCAGCCUACACUCAACUUCAGACCAAAGGUGCUGACUUGUCCAGAACACGACCAGGAGAAGCUGCAGUUCUAUUGUCGGUCAUGUCAGCGGCUGCUCUGCCCCCUCUGCAAACUGCGCCGCAUUCACACCGGACAUAAAAUCCUCCCAGUGGCCCAGGCGUACCAAGCGCUUAAGGAGAAGAUUACAAAGGAGAUGAACUACAUUCUGUCCAACCAGGACACAGUUUUGGCUCAGAUUACCCAGCUGGAGAGUUCCAUCACACAGACUGAGGUAAACAGCGUGUCGGCCAGAGAGCAGCUGGCUCAGAGCAUCAGGGAUUUGACGGCCGCUCUCGCCGAGCGUCAUGCUUCGCUCACCCAGGCUCUGGAGGGGGCACGGCAGAAACGAGGCGAGGCACUGGCUGCCCAAGUGGCGGAGAGACGUGGCUUGUUGGAGCACGCUGGGCUCAUGGCGUUCACGUCGGAACUGCUGAAAGAAACAGAUCAGCCCUGUUUUGUGCAGGCUUCUCGCCAGACUCAUAACAGCUUUCUACUUGUCAUCCUCAACUGUGCUACUUCCACGCUGCCAAACUACGUGCCUCCUACAGAACAUUUCUCCCUCUUUCUUGCCUCCAUUCUCUUCUUCUCUCCCCUCCCUCUGCUGUGUCCUCUGUCACACUCUCUCCUCUCAGUGCUUAACUUCUACCUGGACUCUCGCUGGGGUCUCCACGCCGACCGCCUGGUGGUCAGCAAAGAGCAGCGUUGUGCCCGCAGCGUUCCUGGUCUCUCUCUGCUGCAGGCUGCCGACCACGCCCUAACUUCCUGUCACCUGACUUCUGACCUACUUGUAGGGGAUGUAGCCAUUACACAAGGACGGCACUACUGGGCAUGCUCAGUGGAGCCUGGGUCUUACCUUGUGAAGGUGGGAGUGGGCCUGGAGUCCAAACUGCAGGAGUGGUUUCACCUUCCACAAGACAUGGCCAGUCCCCGCUACGACCCAGACAGCGGCCAUGACAGCGGCGCAGAGGAUGCCCUGGAUUCUGCGCCGCCCUUCUGCUUUCUGACUAUGGGGAUGGGUAAAAUCUACCUGCCGCAGCACAACUACCACCAUCAACAGCGGGACCCCAUCACCAACAGCAACGGCCAUUCAUCGCCCGCUGGCCUCACUUACCCGCUGCCGCCCCGGCUCGGUGUGUGCCUUGACUUUGAGAAAGGGCGCGUCACGUUCUACGAUGCCCAUUCCUUGCGGCCUCUUUGGGAAGGCCACGUGGAUUGCACCGGCCCCGUGUGCCCCGCUUUCUGUUUCAUUGGUGGAGGGGCCCUACAGCUUCAAGAGCUGGUAGCCAAUCGCAACGCAGAUCAGACUCCGGUCAGACGGGUGACCAUCCAGCCGCGAGUUUCCAAUUUAAAUAAUGGCUGAUCUGACGUUGGUAAUCUGGAAUGUAUUUGGUUAAUUUGUGAAGUAUUUACAAAGCUACAGCGAAAAGUUAGACAUCUCAGCGACUUUGGUUUGUAUUUAAUUUUCUUCUACAAUAAAAUGUUUCUAUAGCAACAAAUAUGCAAUGUAAUUAUGUUUCUUACAUUUUUGUUACAUGCAAUUUUGCAAGAGUUACUGCUUAAGUAGUGUCUGGACUAUCCAGCACCUGAUAUGUAAUUAUAUCUUUGAUGCUUGCAUUUGUAGCCAGGCUAUACUGCAUACAUUUAUAAAGCUAAUGCAUACAUAGCUUCACACAGUGUCGUCUUUCAUGUAGAAGCUUUUACUCUGUCAUUUCGUGUCCUUAAUGUUUCUCUUUUGUUUCAGAGAUAUGAACAUUAUGUGAAUACAAAAGAGCUUUUAUUGCAUCUAUAACUAAAUCUGUGUUUAACCACAGCUAAUGCUAGUCAUUCAGCCAUUAUGAUCCCAACCAAAGUGAUUGUUUUUCUGGGAUGUAAAUGUGGUAAAUUAGAGGUAGAGAGGAACAAUGAGGCAAUACUGUAAUUAGAGGCUCCAAUUAUACCUCUGCUGCACAGCUAAUCACUAGUUUCCACACUUCUGUUUGUGCAUCGCUGUUUUGGAUUUCAAAUAGUCUGAUGUCUGUGUGUGUGCGUGUGUGCAUUUGGGUGUUUAAUUCCCUGUUUUCACGGGGGCGUGUGGCUUGACUGAUAACGGCACCGACUGGCAGAUAGUGAAAACUUGUUUUCUCGCACACAAUACUUUUGAUUUUUUUCCCCAACCUUGCUUGAUUGUAAGUUAAUGAGCAGUGCUUCUCAUGAAAAGAACAGAAGAUUAACGUGUAAACUUCGUCUGCUGACAGAAUGUUUGCAAAAGAAAAACGGAUUAAGAAAGUAAACACUGAAUAAAUUCAGAUUGUUUAAAUUA
Neolamprologus brichardi is the source of this 3115-nucleotide messenger RNA. Lineage: Eukaryota; Metazoa; Chordata; Actinopteri; Cichliformes; Cichlidae. The record is from RefSeq and is a predicted model, not a curated record.